This is a messenger RNA of Rubroshorea leprosula, 1442 nucleotides long. The record is from the annotation of a GenBank genome assembly. NCBI's taxonomy places the organism in Eukaryota, Viridiplantae, Streptophyta, Magnoliopsida, Malvales, Dipterocarpaceae.
AAGUUCUUCCCCCUUUUUUUCAGACUUUAUUUUGUCCUUACUAUAGAACCAUAGUUGCCAAGACAUUAUAUAAUUGAAUGUGGGUUUGUAUUCUUGAUGCUAGGCCUUUUUCUGUUUAGAGCAGGCUGCAUUUUUCUUUCUCAUAGAUUUUUGGGAAAUUAUGUAUGGGAGAUAGAGAAGAUUGAGAUUAAUAUCUGGUUCAUGCACCCUGCAAUAAUCCUGCUCAUCCAAAGUUAUAAGCAAGUCAUUAAAAACACACGCCAAAACAAAAUCCAGCUCUUUAAUGUGCAUUUUCUUCUCUUCUGUCAAACUUGAUUCCCUUACCAAGUCAGGCUCUUGAAUGACCAAGAGGAAAAUCCACACACUUAUACACGCAUCCCUCACAUAGGAGAGUUCUCUAAAGACAAAAAUCAGGUCUGUCUUCUUCUGGGUCAUUGCCUUCCUCAUCAUCCCUUCCUUCCCCUUUUGCAUAUCUCAGGUUCCACAGAAGUUACUGCAACUGCAAAUUCUCUGAAAUUUCUUCAGAUCAGAUAUCAUUCAGAAUCUUGGAAAAGUUUUGGCUUUUGGUGGUUACAAAUUCAGGAAGAAUUAAGCAAUGGAUGGUGUAUAUGGAUACUCCAGACAGGGUAGUGGAGUGUGGAGAUCUUUGAGGGAUGGAGACUUUGAGGAAGAAGAUGUUUGGGCUGUUCUCAAGGAAAGAAAAGAUUACAGUCCCAAGGUAGGCCAAUCAAUGGAAUCCGCUGUUUCUGCUAAAAGACAUUUCCCAAGUGCUGCAAGAAUGAUCCCAAAAGCUACUUCUGCUUCUGCUGUUGCUGCAGCUACUAGCAGUGAUAGUUCUAGUUCCUGCCAUGAGGCCAAUGGACUCAGACAGCAAUCAGCCCCUGUCAACAUUCCUAAUUGGUCCAAGAUUUCUGGGAAGAAAUCAAAGAAGGCUUCUUUCAAGAAUUCUUCAUGGCUUGAUGAUGAUGAUGAUGAUGACAAUGAUGGAAUUGUUGAUGAUUGUGGAGAUAGUGAUGAUGAUGGUGAUAAUGAUGAUGAAGAUGAUGAAUAUAACUCUAAGGUCCCUCCACAUGAAAUUCUGGCUAGGAGGCUUGCAAGGAGUCAGAUUUCUUCUUUCUCAGUUUUUGAAGGAGUUGGCAGGAAACUGAAAGGGAGAGAUCUCAGAAAAGUGAGGAAUGCUGUUUUAACCAAAACAGGUUUCCUUGAAUGAUACCAUCCCCAACAGCUCAUCAACAUGAUCUUGAAAGGUACAAUGUCAGUCCUCGAGGGUUCCCAACUUCCCUCCCAUUCAGUUCUUCUCAUAGUGUUUAAUGCUUGUGUAUGUACAAUGGGUUUUGUGAUGGCUGCUUAGUCAUGGAAUUGUUGAGCAGCUUUGUUAAGGAUCGAAAGAGAUUCAUUCUUGUGUAAAAUACAAAUUGAAUGAAUCAAUGAUCAAAUUCUAA